AUGGGGCUGCGGGGCUGGGGCCGCCUCCUGCUGCUGCUGCUGGGGCUGCUGCCCGGCGCGGCGCGCGGCUUCGGGGAGGACGAGGAGCGGCGCUGCGAUGCCAUCCGCAUCGCCAUGUGCCAGAACCUGGGCUACAACGUCACCAAGAUGCCCAACCUGGUGGGGCACGAGCUGCAGGCGGACGCGGAGCUGCAGCUCACCACCUUCACCCCGCUCAUCCAGUACGGCUGCUCCAGCCAGCUCCAGUUCUUCCUUUGUUCAGUCUAUGUUCCAAUGUGCACAGAGAAGAUUAACAUCCCAAUAGGUCCCUGCGGUGGCAUGUGCCUUUCCGUCAAAAGAAGAUGUGAACCUGUUCUGAAAGAAUUUGGAUUUGCCUGGCCAGACAGUCUAAACUGCAGUAAAUUUCCACCCCAGAAUGACCACAACCACAUGUGUAUGGAGGGUCCAGGGGAUGAAGAGGUUCCCCUUCACAGCAAGACAUCCUUGCAGCCAGGAGAAGAGUGUCACACAAUGGGAUCUAAUUCAGAGCAGUAUAUCUGGGUAAAAAGAAGCCUGAGCUGUGUCCUUAAGUGUGGCUAUGAUGCUGGUCUCUAUAGCAGAUCUGCUAAGGAAUUCACUGAUAUCUGGAUGGCCGUGUGGGCUAGUCUGUGCUUCAUAUCAACAGCCUUCACAGUCCUGACCUUCCUGAUUGAUUCAUCCAGAUUUUCCUACCCAGAGCGCCCCAUCAUAUUUCUGAGCAUGUGCUACAAUAUUUAUAGCAUUGCUUAUAUCGUGAGGCUGACUGUAGGCCGGGAAAGGAUAUCCUGUGAUUUUGAAGAGGCAGCAGAACCUGUUCUUAUCCAAGAAGGUCUUAAGAACACAGGAUGUGCUAUAAUUUUCUUACUGAUGUAUUUUUUUGGGAUGGCUAGCUCCAUCUGGUGGGUGAUUCUGACAUUAACAUGGUUUCUAGCAGCAGGACUCAAAUGGGGCCAUGAGGCUAUAGAAAUGCACAGCUCCUAUUUUCAUAUUGCAGCCUGGGCUAUCCCUGCAGUGAAGACCAUCGUCAUCUUGAUUAUGAGACUAGUAGAUGCAGAUGAGCUCACUGGUCUGUGUUAUGUCGGCAACCAGAACCUAGAUGCACUCACUGGCUUUGUCGUUGCUCCGCUUUUCACCUACUUGGUUAUUGGAACUUUAUUCAUAGCAGCAGGCUUAGUGGCCUUAUUUAAAAUCAGGUCUAAUCUUCAAAAAGAUGGGACUAAAACUGACAAGCUGGAAAGACUGAUGGUCAAAAUUGGUGUCUUUUCAGUGCUAUACACUGUCCCAGCUACAUGUGUAAUUGCAUGUUACUUCUAUGAAAUCUCCAACUGGGCUAUCUUCCGCUAUUCAGCUGAUGAUUCCAAUAUGGCAGUGGAGAUGCUCAAAAAUUUCAUGUCUCUGCUGGUGGGUAUUACAUCUGGCAUGUGGAUUUGGUCAGCCAAGACUCUGCACACGUGGCAGAAGUGCUCUAACAGACUAGUGAACUCAGGGAAAGUGAAACGAGAGAAGAGAGUGGACGGUUGGGUGAAGCCUGGGAAAGGGAAUGAGACUGUGGUGUAAACUAAACCUCUGUGCUGACUUUUCUCCCAAGAAGGACUUGUGUAUAAACACUUGCAGUCGAAAUGUUGCUGGGAAGGUGUGGGGCGGUAAAGUACAAAAUCUGUCUCUGAAAAGAAGCCUUAAAGAAUAAGCAAUAAUUUCAAAAACAGAAUAACCAUAAACCGCCCUGCCUAAAAUACAAAAGCCCAGAGAGGCUCGGAACACUGUGAAAAAUCUGAACAUUUUGUCACAUUUUUGUAAAGCAGGUUGCAAUGUAUUAAUGUCAUUAGAAGCCACAGGGUCUUGCAUCUAGUUACUUGCAUUGCCAAUUUUCCUGAAUCAUGUUAUAGUGCAUAGAGGAUGAGGGUCAAGUUCUGGGCUGAUUUAGGGUCCAAUCCUGUGAGGGGCGGGUGCUCUCAGCUUUAAUUGACAGCAUCACUCCCUUUGAACUCAGUGAACUUAAGGCAGGGGUCCCCAAUGGGGUGCCCGUGGGUGCCACGACGUCUAAGUGUGCCUGCAUACUGGCCGGCGGACAAGCAUCCGCCAAAAUGCCGCUAUCAAGCUGCGUCAUACAGAGGCGUCGUUGCCAAAAUGCCACCGAUUUUCGGCAGUACUUCGUCGGUGACGCCUCUGGAUGACGCUACUUGUCGGCAGCAUUUCAGUGGCGACGCCUAUUGACGUUGCCACUUGGUGGAAUUUCGGCUGAUGCUCGUCUGCCGCCACGGUCCUCUGUGGCUCGUCGUCUGACGCCCACCAGACGAAAAAGGUUGGGGACCACUGUCUUAAGGGAUGUGGUCAGCACCUUUUAGGAUUGGACUCAUAGCUGGUACAGCCUGUUGCCUUCAUUGGUGUUGCAUGGUGCAUAAUUCAGCCAAGGAUUAGGUCCUCAUGUAAGUGUCAGCUAAAUUUCCAGGUAUCAAAACAACUCAAACAGUGAAUUUGUAGGAUUCAGUUAGGUGUUAGGAUGGAUUGCUGUAUACCUCAGCUGACAACCUGAUACUAACCUCUAUAUCGGCACACUCUUUGCUGUCUAAAACAUCAGUACUUUGUUUGAGGUGUUCAGAAGCUUCACUCAGUACCUUUAUCAGAAGUAGAUUAACUUGGAGACUGAAGCAUAACAGCAUAUAUAGUUUCCAUUUAUCUCCCCCCCACACUUUUCCCUGCCCCCUUUUCUCCUUUUUCGAUAACCUAGCUAUUUCCAGACUCUGACUGCCUUAUUCCUCUGCAUUAAUAACAGGUUUUUUCUUUUAAUAGCUCUCCUUCUUACUGCAGUAUACAGCUGAGGGAAAGUGAAUGAAGGUUCACUUUGGACAAACUCUUUAUUCAGCAGAACGUGUAGUUUUUCCUCUAAGUAAACUUAUCUGGCUCUCCCCAGAGACCUAUUGCAUUAAGCAAUUAAGACUUAAUAUAUUUCACUCUGUGUGAUUACAUCUAUGCAGACGCCAGUCUGGGAGAAGUGAAAUGUUAAGUUCCUUGGCAACUUCAUGUUCACACAGAUCAGUUGUAUAAUUGUGUGUGUCAAUUAAAAAUAAAAGUACAUUCUCCAACCAUGACAUAGCAGUACAGCUGACUGGCUCAAACUGAUGGUCACUGAGAGUGACUUAAAAAAAAAUAUGUAAGAAUGUUAUCAGACUUCAGCAACAAUGGAGACAUUUUCCUUUUUGAAAAGGGCUCGAUGGAGAAGAAAUCCAACUUCUCCUUGGUGAGUAAUUACGUUUCGUAGUUAGUGGCAAGGUUCCUUGCCCUUGGCCUGUCACGUUCAUAGGGAGCACGAGACUAUGAAUGCCACAGUCCUGCUUGAUUAACAGGAAGUAUAAUGUAAACAUAAAUAAAGAGCAGCAUUUAAAUGCUGCCCUUGAAGGGCCCACCAGUAUCUUCACCGAUAUGCCCUAAAAUCUUGCUUCAUCUUCAGUGUAUGCGGGCCUGAUCUAGUGAGGUGCUGAGUGCCUUCAAUUCCUGUGGACUUAAGUGGCAGCUGAGGGUAUUGUGGUCUUUUGUAGGAUGAGGCAGACCUGAAAGGGGUCCCCCCUCUAUCUCUCAAACUGUGCAUGCAUUGUGUCUGUGCUGAAAUAUGUGCUUAAAAACAAAACAACCUCAUCUCUGUCUGCACAGUUGGGAUCAGUCACUAGCAAAGCAAGUGACAACUUGACUCAUUCUACCCACAGCACACCAUUAUGUACUAGCUGAGUGUUCCAAAUCCAAUCCUCUCUCAAGUCUCUUCUGUUGGACAGUAAUGCCUGUUGGAUCUAUGUAUUCUGGUCUGGAAACAGAAUUCUGCAAGAAUGAAAGAUGUGGAUGGCUGGGCUUCACCAAAAUGCUCGAUCUAUUUACGAUUGGAUCAAGGAUGCCAAAUCAGAUGCUGGUUUCAAAUUCUGAAGGAUGAAGGAGAGAAAGUGAGUGGGCCAAAUUCAUCCAGGCGUCCCUCCAGUGAAGUCACGGGUUAACGACCCUAGGUGAUUCAUACAACUGAACUUCAUGCUAUUUGAUGUGAUUGACCUAUGCAUUUUUAUCCUUGUCAUCCCAGAAUGUAUGGUUAAGGGGGUGACCGUUCCUGUUGUAAUUGAAUUUCAGAGCAUGAUUAAGUGAAUCUCUUACUAGAAUGGUAGCACUGGUGAUUAGUGACAUCUGAAAGUGAGUCAGAUGAGGAUGGUGUUUCCUUACAGUGCAGGAUGAAGGGAAGAUAAAUCCAUUAAAAUUGUGAGGCACUCCAAUACUAUGGAGAUAGCAAUCACAUAGCGGUCAGUUGUCCCUUGGAGGCAUUGUGCCUGCCUGAAUUCUCUUGCAGUUAUGUCCCAGAGCUCAGUGAAUUUAUUCCUGAUUCACCUCAAGGUAAUGAGGCAGAGCAUCUGACCCAGGGCCGCAGACGCCCCUCUGAAAAGGCACAACUUAACUAUGUGCCUUUACCUUGCUGUUCUUGUCGUUCAGGCAUUUGUGAUUGGAAAAGCCACUCUACAUCAGUAGUUCCCAAACUGGGGUUCGCAAAAUGUUACGGGGGGUGGGG
Molecule: messenger RNA, 4555 nt
Organism: Gopherus evgoodei (Goodes thornscrub tortoise)
Lineage: Eukaryota; Metazoa; Chordata; Testudines; Testudinidae
Gene: FZD4
Product: frizzled class receptor 4
Exons: 2
Coding region: 1-1575 (524 amino acids)
Biological process (GO): retina vasculature morphogenesis in camera-type eye; non-canonical Wnt signaling pathway; canonical Wnt signaling pathway
Cellular component (GO): plasma membrane
Molecular function (GO): Wnt receptor activity; Wnt-protein binding
Source: RefSeq, a predicted model, not a curated record